Molecule: messenger RNA, 2830 nt
Organism: Salmo salar (Atlantic salmon)
Lineage: Eukaryota; Metazoa; Chordata; Actinopteri; Salmoniformes; Salmonidae
Source: RefSeq, a predicted model, not a curated record
GAAUGUAUGCUGCACAGUAUAUAAGAAAACGCCUCGUCUGAACUGUGAUGACAACGUCAGCAAGACUCAAAGGGGACUGGGCGCAAGCGUCUCCCUUCUCAUAUGUCACACCGAUUGCCAAGGAAGACAGGAGGCACACUGCUAAAUAGUUGCUGGUCAGCUAGCAUGUCACACCAACUAGCUAGCUAUCUAAUAUUACCAAAUGGAUAGAAAGCGCUAGCCAGUUUGCUAUCACAUCCAUGCAUGUGACAGUAAACGAUGGGGAUUGUUUACAUUACCCAACUCCCAUUCAAGUCUGCAAAAACGUAAUCAAUUGAGUGCUUGUUGCUGUUAACUGAACUUGCAAGGUUGGCCUGCUAGGCAACUUGUUCUGAAAAUGAAACACGAUCGCAUGUUGGCUAUCUAGCCAGUUCCCCACCCAAUUUGUCAGUCUCAUUGAGUACGUUUACAUGUACACUAAUAAUCCGAUAUUAAACUGAUUAUGGCAGUAGACAGAUUAUGCAAUAGUCAUGUAAACGCCUUACUCUGUUUAUCUUAAUCUUAUUAAGGUCAAAAUCGAAGUAAACAUACGCCAAUUAAAACACAAUGUCUGGGCAAUCUUUGGAUUGAUUAAAUCAUGUAAACACCUUAAUGGCGUUCCAGCGGUGUAUUUGGUCUGCGCAUGUGCUAGCACCAGCCGAGCGAGCCUCCGUCUAGCACGAGUGAGGUCACAGCAAAGUUUGCCAUCAUGUUCAUCACCGUUCAAUACAAUGUGACUCAAAGUCUUGACGAGAGGGCUGAGCAAGUGAACCUGUACCAGUACGGUCCUAAAGACAUAGCCACUGUGUUCUUCUACCUGCUCAUUGCUGUCAUACUCCACGCCUUAAUACAGGAAUACAUUCUCGAUAAAAUGAAUAGGCGGUUGCACCUGUCGAAAACCAAACAUAGCAAGUUCAAUGAAUCGGGACAGCUUGCUGCCUUCUACUUAUUGUCCUUCAUCUGGGGCUGCAGCAUCUUAACAGCGGAGGAAUUUGCGACAAAUCCUACUUUCUUAUGGGAGGGCUACCCACACACCCACAUGGUCUUUCAGGUGAAGUUCUUCUACAUUUGCCAAAUCGCAUACUGGCUCCAUGCCCUUCCUGAGCUGUACUUCCAGAAAGUGCGAAAGGAGGAUAUUCCCCGCCAGCUCUAUUACAUUUGUCUUUACGUCUUCCACAUCACCGGUGCCUACAUCUUAAACCUCCACCGGCUGGGGCUGGUGCUGUUGGUACCUCACUACCUGGUGGAGCUCCUGUUCCACGCCUCACGCCUCUUCUACUUCAGUGAUGAGAACAAGCAGAAGGGUUUCACUCUGUGGGCGCUACUUUUCGUCAUCGCUCGGCUCCUUACCCUCACCCUCUCCGUACUGACUUUUGGCUUCGGACUGCCCCGCGCAGAGAACCAGGGUUUCUCACUGGCAAAGGGAAACUUCAAUGUGCUUACCAUUAGGAUGACGUGCCUGGCUGCCAUUUGCCUGACCCAGGCCUGGAUGAUGUGGAAGUUCAUCAACUUCCAGUUGAAGAAGUGGAGGGAGCACAGCCAGAGCCAGGCCUCCAAGAAGAAGGCUUUCAGCCCGAAGAGCAAGCCCCACAAGAAGGACCUGGCCCGGGUAGGUUCUGCCAACGGUGUGGUGAAGUCCGAUGACAAGACGUCACCCCGUGCGAGAAAAGCCAAAGCCUCAUAGAGUUGGAGGGAGAGAAUGGAGGGAUGGAGCUGAGGAGAAGUGAGGGGGCUAUUCUCAAUGUGACAUUUUGUCUUUUCAUCACUUACAUUUUUUAAUCUAUUCCCCAAAACAACCUUAACUGUCUGUUUUGUGUUAGAACCUAUGUUUUAAUAGUUAUGUUUUUGUUUGUUUUGAGGACCUAAUAUGUUUGUGUUCAGUUGUUCUUUCUGUGGAUGGGAUGUAAGCAGGGCAGGGUCGACUGGUUAAAUGUUUUAAAGUAUGAAUCCACUACCCGUGUGUGCCCCACCAACUGCCCCACUGCUUGUGCUGUGUGUUCACUUUGAACGAAAACAUGGGGUUUGGCCCUAAGCCACUCUGGGCUGGCCUUUUGGGCAAGGUGUGUCUGUGCUAAAUCUCUCCCACUCAAAUUUUGUUGCUUGAGAGAGAGGAAGUGGGAAGUAACUGGAUAGAUAAUUGGUCAAAAAGUCAUUUUUGGAGAGGAAUUAUCUGUAGCGAUUGCAUCCAGCUUCAGGGCCCUAGUCAAUCAAACUUUCUAACUGGGUUUCUGAGGAAGUCAAACAUGCACUGUUCAAUCUUCACAGCAAGAGUGCAUGGCACGAUUCAUGAGCUCAACAAAACAUGUAAAACAAGAAGUGUGUGAAACAUUGGACUAAAAGUUUAUUUUACCUUGUCAUUGGUUUUGUAUAGGGACAUCACCAUUAACUCCUAACGGUGUCCGUUUGAUGCCUGUAUUGUUACUUGCUUUUGCCAUAUGAAAUCUGUGCUAUUAUGGGAUUGAGGCACUGUUAGUAGUUAGUCAUUGAGUAGCCCCGUCUCACAGAUUGACCAACUCUCUAUCAGCCAUAUUCUGACUCAACUGGCCUUUAUCCAAAACUCCAUUACUGGAGAUAAUUCCUUUAUCCAUGCAGACAGAACUAGAUCUCUUGAGCAAAUGAUGCAUUGAUGUACAGUACCAGUCAAAAGUUUGGACACACCUACUCAUUUCAUGGUUUUCUUUAUUUUUACUAUUUUCUACAUUGUAGAAUAAUUGUGAAGACAUCAAAACUAUGAAAAAACACAUGGAGUCAUGUGUUAAACAAAUCAAAAUAUAUUUUAGAUUCUUCAAAGUAGCCACCCUUUGCCUUGAUG